This is a messenger RNA of Fusarium odoratissimum NRRL 54006, 4080 nucleotides long. RefSeq lists its product as uncharacterized. Bases 1 to 4080 code for a protein of 1359 amino acids. The record is from RefSeq and is a predicted model, not a curated record. The transcript has 2 exons. NCBI's taxonomy places the organism in Eukaryota, Fungi, Ascomycota, Sordariomycetes, Hypocreales, Nectriaceae.
AUGUCUCGGCCGAUAAAAUGCAUUGGCAUGAAAGUCGAUGCCUACAUUCUCAAUACUUCAGUUGUAGGCCGGGACUUCUUCUUGGCACCAGUCACACAACCCUCUUACGAGAAGCUUCUUCCGGGACAGCUCAAUCUUAGACCUGAUGUUACGGACCACAUUGAUCUGAGAAAUGCUUCACAGUGGCAGGUGAAUCAGCGUAUCGCGAAUCUUGAAACUGGCGAACUUGAUAAGCGUAAGAUUGGGAUUUAUGUUCACUGGUGUUUGCCAAAGCCCUUUAGAGUCGGGAAAGCGGAUGCAGAUAGAUCAGGAGACUCGGUCGAGGCUGGAUCAAUUGAGUAUGAACCCGUUCCCGAUCGGUGGCUCAUUUUUCGCCAUGUCGAGGAAUCCCAACCGGCAGCCCCAGCAUUAGAAAUAUUCCUCGUUGAGAGCAAUAGGAUUCGAAACGUCAGCUCUGCGAUAAAUGCUGAAGCGCAUCUCGAAUCCAGCUCAUCAGCAUUCAUUGACCCGAGUCUUCCAGUGCAGCGCCAACUCGAAACAGUUCUGGGACGGAUCUCGCGUCUGUCACAAGAUUGGGCAGGCAUCGAGAAUAAUAGUGAACACUAUCACAGUCCACUUACUGUGCUGGGAUCAGGAAACCCUCUGUUCGCAGAUUACAUGCCUCAUAACUCAGCUGUGUUCAGCUUUCAUGAUAACCUGACAUGGGAAGGCGUUGAACCAGGCAUGGUAGAGAACGCGAAGGUCAAUUACACGGUCUAUGGACUUUUUGCCAAAGAUGCCAUGGAUCUUGCAUCAAGCUCUGCAAACCAGACGUCUACAUCGGCCUCUGUGUGCUGGGGCUCGUUGUACUCUGUCAUCUACACCCGAGACUCUGCUCCCAGCAGGAUGAGAGCGUCAGAAAAGGCCAAGGAGUUUGCCAUCAAGCAACCUCUGGCUGUUGGUGACGAUGUGAUGGACGCAUGUAUCGCCAUACUCAAAGGAUCAACAGACCCCAAAGAGUCUUCUAUGGCUGAGAUCUUUGAGAGUUUGAAAAGCGACGCGGCGUUGCAACAGUCAAAUUCUCAGCUCGACCGUGCUUCAACAGCUACUACAAACUUCAAAGGUACCCAUGGUGGCUAUCACUGGCGCGUAAAGAAAGAAGAUAGGGUUCCUACUUUCGAAAACCCAUCUUACUCAGAAGCACGGCAGACUUCUGUAACAACUACAGAGCAGAACAAGGUGUUACGACCGCUGAACACUAUGCAAAGCUACCUCGAUGCAUUACACCGUCGGAAGCGAUAUACGAGGCAUCUUGUUUUCUGCGAAUGGUGGAAGAACCGAAGUCUAUUCCGUGCGGAAGACACUAUAUCUGUGCGGCGCAGGUCUCAGUGUACGAGAACGGCCAAACGCUUAUUGAGCGAGAUGCAACAUAUCGCCGUACUUAUAUCUUCGGCCGAGAGUCAUAUCCUGUCGAAUCUAGAGAGGUCAAAGCUUUAUGGACCGUUUGAGAAGGAAGAGGCCGGGAAGUUCUUCUCUCACAUGGACCCUGCGUUUGUCCUCAAGGAUAUGGGCUCUGGCUGGCCUGAGAACUGGGAUGCUAAUGCAACGGUAGUCGAGGCUGAAGCCUUCAACUCAUGGUUGACUUCAAACGCUGAUGCUCUGAGGAAGUGGAUAGACAGAGGAAACUUGGACAAAGAUGCUGCUCCGACAACGAAAGCUCGUAUCCCUGAUAUGUGGGAUAGCAUUGCUACGCAUAAUGGUCUCCAGAGACUUCCGAAUGAGCUUCGUGAGUCUAUGAGAAAUGUUCUGAUGGCAUUUACUCGCGAGAUUGUGGCAGAGCGUCCUGGCGAGAAUGUACUGAUUAAGAACCCUUCUUGGAGGGAGCGUUGCUGGAAUGGACAGCCGUGGUUACCGCUCUUCAUAGACUGGGAAGUCGAAUAUGCUCAUAUUCCUAGCAACAUAUGGCAGCUUAGAUACGACCAUGAUGGUUCAGUUCGAUAUGGUCUUGCUACGGACAAGAAGCUUUCCGAUCUUGCGCUGAGCUCUCGUACCUUUUCUGGAAGAACGAUCCUACAGCCAAAUGGCGAGAAGCUCAUCCAAGGCCUCUUGGACAUGAUGAGUCGGACAGUUCCACGGACUUCAGGAGAGGAUGAGGUAAAAGCAUGGGCUGAAAGGUUUCUCAAGGGCCAGAACCUUACUUUUGGACGACUGGAUGGUUUCACUGAUCAUCUUCUGACUUUAUGUCAAGGAGCCCAUGCUGUUCCCACGAACCACGACCUACAAACGCAAGCAGAAGAGAUUUUUACUGAUGAAGAGUCUCUGCGAAUCUUCCAGGGCAGUAUCGGGGAUGUAUCAUCUGGAGGUCUUGAUGUGACUCCAUACGGGACAUUUCACGAGGGCUUGUCGUACGAGACCUUGACCAGCGCUGAUGCAGUUGAUGAUAAGAACCGGUUCUUCCAACCCGUGACUCACGGUCAAGCACGACUUACUCAGUUCAAGAUUGUCGAUCGUUUUGGGCAGGUCAUAUGUGCUCAUGAUCCGCGGCCAGAACAGCACAAAGAGGCUCUGUAUCCGCAUAUUGGGUCUGCCCUGCUUUGUGAACCGACCAGUGAUGCUUCACCAAAUACGGCAUUUGCAGCACCCUCGAGUGAGAGUGAAGUAGACGGCUGCGAAUGGUUUCAACUUAGUCCACGAAUUAACCAAGACGCUCGCCUGCAUGCUGCGUUCCUGUCUGAUGGAGAUAGUUCUGGACCCCAGCCAGUGGCUGAAGGUGACGCCGCGGUGUUUGCAUGGCUGCUUAUCAACUUUCACAACCAGUCUAUACAAGUCUAUGACAAGACUAGGACUUUCAAGGGCGAAGCCAUUCUUCCCGCUGGCCCAGAUGAAUCGGUUCAUUGGCAUUCACUGAUCGGGGGUGAUAUCUCUUCGGACAUCCUCCCACAUAUGAUGCGCGACGAACAUGACUUCCGACUACAGGCUCGGCUUGAUAAAGUCGAUAUCUCGGCACUGAAAAGUUCCAAGCAGCCCAUGUCACUGGAUGACCUGAUAGCAUCAAUGUCACAUGCAUCUUUCAUCAUUGGCCUUUGGAAGACCAUUGUAGCUGCUCAAGAUCACAUUCGAGCACCGCCAGCCCAGCAAUUUGCCCAAUUUCCUUCGGCUCUUGUUGGUCGUCCCGUUGCUCUCGCCCAUCUUGGACUAGGAAUCGAGCUUGCAACACCACCUAUGCAGAGCCAAGCCUACGCCGAUUAUGAUGAAGAUGAGACGAACGGUGUCACUGGUGUUGGCCUGUCUGAGACCGGAAAUGAGGAACUCACGCGAUAUGAAUUUGGGAUUAAAUUGGGCGACAUGUUGGGCCACCAAGAUGGUUUGAUAGGGUACUUCACAGCUCCAGAAGCUGGAGAAGCUUGGAACAUUGUCACCGACUAUGCCAUUGGCGAUGUGUCCUUCCCAAACGUCAGGCAUUCGGGUGAUGCACCUCCUCUCACCGUGUCCCCCAGCUAUCCACCCGUCCUGUCUUCGGGUGCUUCCGAGCCCUUCAACAUCACCGAUGAGGCAAAUAAUUACCAGAAGCGGAAAGCCGAGGCCUUACAGUCUUCUCUCGUCACUGUACUCCUGGAUCCCUUCCUUCCAAUCCACGUACGCUCAGGAAUACUCCCUGCAGUCCAAGCCCAGCUAAACCGCGACGACGUGGAGGGAGACCUUCAAAAUCUCGGGGUUUGGUUCCGCUCAGGCCCGGUCAUUAUUGGAUCUCGUGGCUCAGACCCUGUCUCCUCACAAGACGGGAAAAUGCGUAUACAAGUUAUCGACGAUGGCAACGAUGCGAAAGCCCCUCUUGUACCAGUGCAUACUAUGCCAACAACGACAUCUGGUGCGACAUGGAAGUGGGUGCAGCCUGUGAUGGAUGAAGCUGAGGGGGAGAGGGAUGUUGAUGCUUUUACUGGUGAAGUGAGAUAUGUGCAUUUGGGUGUCACGAAUCCAUUGAAGGAAGGAUUUGAUGCGACAUUGGGAGCGGAUAGUGAGAAGGCAAGAGAGGACGACAUAGAAGUAGCUGUUGCUUUGGAUGGAUAUCUACUGCUAAGGCCGAACAAGAAGAACGGCUAG